Molecule: messenger RNA, 3919 nt
Organism: Monodelphis domestica (gray short-tailed opossum)
Lineage: Eukaryota; Metazoa; Chordata; Mammalia; Didelphimorphia; Didelphidae
Gene: SLC35F3
Product: solute carrier family 35 member F3
Biological process (GO): thiamine transport
Cellular component (GO): membrane
Source: RefSeq, a predicted model, not a curated record
UGAGGGGUUAUGUGAUUUGCUAAGAGUCACAUAGCUAGUAAGUGUCUGAGAAAGGACUUCUUGACUCCAAGUCCCAUGAUCUAUCCACCACAGGGCCCAAGAGCCUAUAAAUCUUCAUACCCUAACAGCUUGAAGACCUCUGAAUGGAUGUAUUUGGUCACAGUGUCUGCACCACAAAAGCCCAAAAUCUCUCUUACCCCUUGGCAAACAAUUGUAACUAGAAACUAAGACUUGAGGAGACUCCACAAGGAGAACACCACUCCUUGGGAAGGUCUAAGGAAAGCAGAAGAGCUUUCAACUCAGACCUUCUCUCUGCUUCUCUGAUUUCCGAGUUUCUAGCAUUUCUUAUUUCUCUUGCCUUUCUGAAAGAGAACUUUAUACAAAGAAAUUAUGCCACCCUUGGUGCUAAAGAAGGUCCUGUAAGCCUACAUUCUCAUUUCGUUUGUAUUCCCCCAAUGAGAUAUGAUUUCAGGAAUUUGCUUAAAGUAUUGCUCGCCAUGCAAAUUCUGAGUUAAAUCUCUAUCAGUAGGCGCAGCCACCUAGCUUAAAUAUUUUAAAUCGUGGGUAUCCACCGCCCCUCCCCCAUUGAUGAACUGAUCCCCUUUGAAAAUUAGUCUGUGAGCUCUUGAGAAGAUGCCACUCUAAUGUACAGAGAUGGAGACUGGGGUGGGGUGGGGAACGCUCCCGCCCCUGUAAGGUUGCUUCCUCCUCCAUCCACAAAACCCAGAGCCUCAGGGUCACUGGGCUGGAGGGAGCUUUGCUCCUAGAUGCCUGGGGUGGAGCAGGUGAAGCUGUGGGGUCGGAGUAAGGAGUGAAUCUGCCAGUGACGUUUUGGUUUCCAGCAACCUUAAAGUAGAAGAUUGUGUGAGUGUGAGUGUGUACGUGUGUGAGAGCCCAAGGAGGAGCUGCUGUGCUGUUGCUGCAGCAAGAACAGUGUCAGGGUAUCCAAAACAGGCAGCGGAGGGACGGAAGAGAGGAGAGAGGAAAGAAGAGAGGAGAGAAAAAAGAAGAGAGAGGAAAGAAGAGAGGAGAGAAAAGAGAAGAGAGAGGAGAGAAGAAUAAGAGAGCUGAGAGAGAAGAGGGAGGGAGGGAGAGAGAGAGAGAGAGAGAGAGAGAGAGAGAGAGAGAGAGAGAGAGAGAGAGAGAGAGAGAGAGAGAGAGAGAGAGAGAGAGAGAGAGAGAGAGAGAGAGAGAGAGAGACGCGAGAAGCUCCCACACUCACACUUCUACAAGAAGGAGUGGUUGUGUUGAAAAUAGGGAAAGGAGAGGGACUCCUGCUUCAGCCGGCUCCAGGAUGUAGGCAAUCAGCAGAAGAGCUCCUGCAGGCAGACGGGCUCAUCAUGAAGAAACAUUCAGCCAGGGUAGCCCCUCUCAGCGCUUGCAACAGUCCGGUCCUUACUCUAACCAAAGUGGAAGGGGAUGAGCGCCCUCGGGACUCUCCAGCCCCAACAGAGACUCAAAUGCCAGCUGGGGUGGAGGCUGGAGGAAGAGCCAGCCAUUGCUGUUGGAAAUGCUCCAGAGAGCAACUCAAGAAAUUUUUCUGGGGUGUUGCAGUGGUUUUAUGCAUCUGUUCCUCGUGGGCAGGCUCCACACAACUCGCCAAGCUGACCUUCAAGAAAUUUGAUGCCCCUUUUACUUUGACAUGGUUUGCCACCAACUGGAACUUUUUAUUCUUUCCUUUGUAUUACGUUGGGCAUGUUUGCAAAUCCACUGAGAAACAGUCGCUAAAGCAAAGAUACAGGGAAUGCUGUCGAUUUUUUGGAGACAAUGGCUUGACCGUGAAGGUGUUUUUUACCAAGGCAGCACCCUUUGGCGUUCUUUGGACACUCACAAACUACCUAUACUUACAUGCAAUAAAGAAAAUAAAUACUACGGAUGUCUCCGUGUUGUUCUGCUGCAACAAAGCCUUUGUAUUCUUGCUCUCGUGGAUCGUUCUCAGGGACAGGUUCAUGGGAGUGAGGAUUGUGGCUGCCAUUCUUGCAAUUGCCGGGAUCGUGAUGAUGACUUAUGCCGAUGGAUUCCACAACCACUCUGUGAUCGGCAUAGCGUUGGUGGUGGGGUCAGCCUCAAUGUCUGCUCUUUAUAAGGUUUUGUUCAAACUUCUCCUUGGCAGUGCUAAAUUUGGAGAAGCAGCACUAUUUUUGUCCAUAUUGGGUGUAUUCAAUAUUCUUUUCAUCACCUGUAUUCCUAUCAUUCUUUACUUCACCAAAGUGGAAUACUGGAACUCUUUCGACGACAUUCCAUGGGGAAACCUUUGUGGAUUCUCAGUUCUCUUAUUGACAUUCAAUAUUGUAUUAAAUUUUGGAAUUGCUGUUACAUAUCCAACUUUGAUGUCACUUGGAGUUGUACUAAGUGUGCCUGUGAAUGCAGUGGUAGAUCACUACACAAGCAAUAUUGUCUUCAAUGGCGUUCGGGUCAUCGCUAUCAUCAUCAUCGGCCUGGGCUUUCUCCUCCUGUUAUUACCGGAAGAGUGGGACGUCUGGUUGAUCAAACUGCUCAUGCGCCUGAAAGUGAGGAAGAAGGAGGAGACGGCUGAAGGCAAUGGAGACAUUGGCUCUGGACUUCAGACCAAAAGCAGAAGGACCCGCCCAUCCUUUGCGCGCUAAUGGCGCUCCCUCAGAGGUAGUGGUAACAGACGUCUUAAUCAAGUUUCAAAGGUCUUAACUCGCAAAGGGACGCGCAUGUCCGAUGUGGUGUACAUAAGUGUACAGUUUUGGUAUUUUACAGUAAGUCACCCGGUAUUUAUGGGCAUGUCCAAUUUGCUUGCACUUUUUUCACAUCAGACCUUUCACUUAAGAAUACCACUUGCAUACGGAGGAUAAAAAGAAAGAAAAACAACCUCUCAGCUCUUUUUAAAUGAAUGUAACAUUAAAAUAAUCAUUGCAUCGAUUGUUUGGGAGGCAGAUUUUUCAGGACAAGCCCAGGCAACUGGUUUUCACAACAAGCCGGGACAGCCAUUUUGAAUCUUAGCAACUGAAUAUAUAACAUUACACACUGUGACUUUUUUUUAAGCUAGACUAAGUCAUACUUUGUUUUAUACCAGAGCUCUACUCUUAAUUUUAUGGAGUUUCAAUGAACCAAAAGAAAAUUGAAGGUUUAUUUUGGUUGGAAUAUAGGGUAAGGGGAAGAGAAAAUAGAAAGAAUUAAAGUGUUGGGCAAUCUGCUGUGACUGACCUGGAAAGAGAAAUCUGUUAAAGAGAGAGAGGCUCUGCAUGAGGGAAAUUGUGAAAGGAAAAUAUCAGAGCCCCAGUUGGUCUUUUUUCUGCAUGUGUCCAUUUAAGAUCAUGCAAGAGAAAUUACAGUGCCUUCUAAAGAAUUUUCAUCUUUACCUUUGUGCAGCGAGGUGACAUUAUAAGUCACCAGCACCAUCUUAUAAUGUAGAUGUAGGGAUCUUUAAAAACAAAUUCUAUUAUAAAUACAUAUAUAAAUAUUUAAAAAAACCACAAAGCUGAUGAAGUUAUAUAUGUAAAUAUAUAAAUAUAAGAACACAGUUUGUGAUGUAUAAUAUGAUUUAAAAAAAGGUAGACUAAGCGAAAAUGAAUGUCUGGUUGCUUCGACUUCAUGGUCAGAUCUUUUAAAAAUGAUUUACAGAAAAUGUAAACCUUUUUAUGAAACUUUUAAGCAACAGGCUGUUACUUAUGUAAUCUAGGUCUACCAGAAAAUUCUAUCUGUGAUAGAUCUGUAAAGAGGAAAAGGGGUGGGGUUAUAGUUUACUAUUUUUGAAGUUUACAUUGUUACAUAUGAAAUGGAAACAUUAUUUUGAAAUGUUGUCAUAACCCAAUGGUGCAUUCUGUAACCAUGGAGUUCUUUGUUUCAUGGGAAAAGGGGCAUUCAUGAAUUGAACUUUUUAGCAAAUUAAUAUUCUCCAAAUCCAUUACCUGUUUGGUUAAACAGAUGAAUAAAAGAAAAAUUGGACAAA